Callorhinchus milii (elephant shark) is the source of this 1850-nucleotide messenger RNA. RefSeq names its product hydroxysteroid (11-beta) dehydrogenase 1-like a (gene hsd11b1la). Gene Ontology annotation, cellular component: intracellular membrane-bounded organelle. NCBI's taxonomy places the organism in Eukaryota, Metazoa, Chordata, Chondrichthyes, Chimaeriformes, Callorhinchidae. Bases 139 to 1002 code for a protein of 287 amino acids. The transcript is spliced from 7 exons. Gene Ontology annotation, molecular function: oxidoreductase activity. The record is from RefSeq and is a predicted model, not a curated record.
CUGGCGGUGCGCGCUGCCUGCCGGGGAUUGUUAAUUGUCGUCGGAUUUUGCUAUAUCAAAUGCAAGGAUUAUUAUUAUUAUUAUUAUUAUUAUUAUUAUUAAAAAGAACCACGCUUCUUCACCGUGGCUCGGCUCGCCAUGGGCCGGUGGCAGGUUUGCGCGGCGGCUGCUGCCUUCGGGGCGUCGUUCUUUGCCCUGAUGGGUCGAGACGCUUUCGAUCCCGGGUCCCUCUCGGGCACCCGGGUCCUUCUGACAGGUGCCAGUAAAGGAAUAGGGGAGCAGCUGGCGUAUCAAUAUAGUGGAUUUGGGGCCGAUCUGGUGAUAACAGCACAAAGAGGAGAUGCUUUACAGAAGGUCGCGGAUAAGUGUUUGGAGCUGGGGGCAAAGAACGUCCGCUCCAUUGCCGCUGACAUGGCAGAUCCGAGGAAUCCCAAGAGAGUUGUGCAGUUUGCUCUGGAGAAGCUGGGCGGUCUGGACUAUCUGGUUCUGAAUCACAUAGGGGCCACCCCUUUCCAGAUGUGGGACAGGGACUCUGAGCACACACGCUGGCUGAUGCAGGUGAACUUCCUGAGCUUUGUGGAGCUGGCGGGCGCUGCUCUGCCCCUCUUAACCAAAAGCAAUGGCUCCAUCGUUGUCGUCUCCUCUCUCUGCGGGAAGAUCGCUACGCCAUUUACCGCCUCAUAUUCAGCCACCAAGUUCGCUUUGGGCGGCUUCUUCACCUCCCUGCGACACGAGCUGGCCAUGCAGCGGAAACAUGUGUCCGUCACGCUCUGCUUCCUCGGGCUGAUCGACACCCAGUCAACCCUCGAGAAAAUCCAGGGGAUAUUGUCCAUGCAGCCAUAUCCAGCCUCCGACUCUGCCCUGGCCAUCAUCAAAGGUGGGAUGACCAGAGCGCGUGAGAUUUACUUCCCCUGGUGGGUUGAUUUAGUCUCCAAGCUCCAUGACUGGUUCCCGGAGGCGUCUGAUCAAAUGAUUCGCAAUGCCUACAACUACAGCGGUUGACAUGUAAAGAGGAAGAUGAUAAGUGAAGGUUAUUGCCAUUCACCGUCCCUAUGUGUGUGUCGUGUGCGUGUGGCGAUAAAGGGAACCUUUCUCUUCUGUUUACUUCUUUUCUCCUUCUCCUCCCCCAAGCCACUAAUAGGGAACCUGCUCUUUGCAGUUUGUAGGAUAUCAGAAAGUUACCGCACAGAAAGAGCUCAUUUGUCCCACAAAACUUGUGCUGAGUGGCCUGAUAUAACCCCGCCCUCCUGCUCCCUUUCCCCGGACCCUUAGCAUUCCCCUUCAUCAGAAAUCAAGCUCAUUCCCUUUUCAGAAGAAGACUCGGCCUCAAACUACAUUGUUUUUCACAACCUCGUCCCAUCCUCAUCCUCACCCGUCACUCUUCGUCUGCUCAGCAACCCAGUGUACAAUGGCUCCUGGAUCCUGGGAUGGAAUUGGGGCUUUGUGUAUGUCCUAGAAGGGCAGGAAGUUUUUGUAAACUCACUGAUAAAUGACACUGCAGACUUGGGCACUUGGGUCAACUUGGGCAUUCAUUCCAAGUCUACUCCCUGGAAGCAUCUUUUGAGUACUCGGGUGUAAUGAGCCAUUGCGUCCACAGGGAGGCACUGUGAUCUGCUCCAGUUAAACAAUUCCUUUUUUUCCGCACAGAAGGAGACCAUUGUUCCAUUUCUUGUCUGUUUUUUUUCUAAGUCGUCCAUUUUUAUUAAUCCUACUUUCCAGCUCUUUCAUCUCUUAAUCCCUUAAUUCUUUGACUGCUCAGGGACUAAUCCACUUCCCCUUUGCAUAAAUCUCUUGAUGAUUCAUGGUUUAUUGGAGCCGAACAAUUAAAUAAAAUCAUUUAUUUCAAUUCU